This is a messenger RNA of Hevea brasiliensis (rubber tree), 800 nucleotides long. Its product is annotated as phosphoglycerate mutase-like protein 4. The coding region runs from base 1 to 651 and encodes 216 amino acids. The record is from RefSeq and is a predicted model, not a curated record. Gene Ontology annotation, cellular component: cytoplasm; cytosol. The transcript has 5 exons. Gene Ontology annotation, molecular function: phosphatase activity. Lineage: Eukaryota; Viridiplantae; Streptophyta; Magnoliopsida; Malpighiales; Euphorbiaceae.
AUGAUUUUUGAGGUUUGCUUUUUGGAAUCCUCACCUGGUAUAGAUAUUACGUUUCUAGUUUUGCACGGACACCUGGAUGUUGAGUUGAAUGAUGUUGGGAGACAGCAGGCAAUUGCAGUGGCUGAUCGGCUUGCAGAGAAAAGGGAAAUCUCAGCUGUUUUCAUAUCUGAUUUGAAGCGAGCUCGUGAUACUGCUCACGUUAUAGAAAGCAGAUGCAAUCGUAUUGAAGAUCCAGAGAUACGAGAAAGACAUCUAGGAGAUCUUCAAGGUUUUUCUAUGCGUGAGGCAGCUAAACUUAAGGUCGAUGCUAAUAAAGCAUCUUUAUCAUCAAGGGCAGAUCAAGAGAUCCCAGGUGGUGGUGAAAGUUUUGAUCAACUUUUUCACCGUUGCACAUCCUCAUUGCAGAAAAUCGGAAGGAAGCAUAAAGGACAAAGAUUGGCAGAGUUCACUCAUGGUGGAGUCUCAAAAGCAUUUCACAAGCGCGCUGCUCCAACAGCGGAAUUGCCAAGCAAGAUUCAGAAUGCAUCUAUAAGCAUAUUUGAAAUAGCUGAUGAGGAAGGGUGGACCAUCAAAGCCUGGGGUGAAGUUGGCCAUCUAAGCAAUACUGGGUUUCUUGAGACUGCAUUUGGAGGAGACGGAAAUUCUGGCUAGCUAACCCGCUUUCGGUGCUUAAUAGCUAGAUUGCCUUGAUACGUCCAUGGGCUUUCCUCUGUACCGUAACUAAUCAUACUACCAGCAGUCUGUUAUAUAAUUUCAGCGGUGAAAGUUAAACUAGGUGGGAAUUGACUGGUAAUUACGAG